GCUGAAUCAAUGCAUGUCUGCCCACAUGAUGUGUCUGAUGAAGUAGACUUAUGCAUAAGGAAGUUCAUACCACAGUAAAGACACUGAUCUACUGAACUUUAUGAUUUCUGAAACUGGGAGAGUAGACUUCCUGCAUAGGUAAUGAAGAAAUUUUGAUGUUAUAUUGCCUUCUUUUGUGUGGCCAACCCAAUGUAGAUCAGUGAAACUCGGGGAAAACUUCAUCAUUCCACGUUGAAGCUGCCCAGGACUAUAUAACCUUGGGGCUGUCUUACCCUCCUAGCCUAACCUUCUGCACAGGAUUGUCAUUAGAAAAAAAUGGAGGAGAGGAGAACAAAAUUUGCUCAUGAAAACUAGGAAGGCUAGCCAACAGCUUUACAAUUCUGUGAUUCCUGUCAGUACAGUGUUGUUUCUGCCCCCAUUCCAUGACAGUGUUACCAAAUUCAUUUUGGACCUCAAUUUAUAAGUGGACACAGAGGUGCCAAUCUUUGUGCUACCAUUUAAUUUUCACAGCAGGAUCUACAAGGCUGAGCAGAUGGCUGAUUUUGGUCAGGAAGAGAAGACUGUAAAAUGCAUCCAGUGCUCAGGACCAAUUCAACCCAGCAAUGUUGUAUCUUUUUGCCUCCAUUGCCAAAACAGCCCUGUUUGCCGUAGAGAAGAUGUAUCAGAGGCAUUGACUGCUCCCACUUCGAUGAAUGAAUUUUCAGAAUCUCAAGACAUGCUUGUUUCUUUGUCUCACCAAGCAGCGCCUCUUACAAAAGAGGUAUCAAAAUUAGCCUCCACAGACUCUCAGAAACCAAUGUUCUCAAGUAUUCGUAGCAGUAUUUUAGAAAGCAAAGUUCCUCAUACACGAAUAGAUGAUGGUGCAGCAAUUCAGCAAAUUUAUUCUUUUGGAAGAAAACUAGGACAAGGCAGCUUUGGAGUGGUGAUUGAAGUAACACAUAGGCAAACGGGCAUAAAGUGGGCAAUCAAGAAAGUAAACCGCGAAAAGGCUGGAAGUUCUGCUGUAAAACUACUUGAACGAGAAGUAAACAUCCUGAAAACAGUAAACCAUGAACACAUAAUACACCUUGAAGAAGUGUUUGAGACACCUAAACGCAUGUACCUUGUAAUGGAGCUGUGUGAGAAUGGAGAACUUAAAGAGAUUCUUCACAGAAAAGGUCAAUUCACAGAGAAUGAAACAAGGCACAUAAUUCAGAGUCUUGCAUCAGCAAUAGCAUAUCUUCACAGAAAAGAUAUUGUUCAUAGGGAUCUGAAAUUGGAAAACAUUUUAGUUAAAAGCAGUGACUUUGAUGAAGAAAAUGAAAUGAAAUUAAAUAUAAAGGUAACUGAUUUUGGUUUAGCUGUACAAAAGGUCGGUGGAAGUGAAAGUAUGUUCCAGUCUACCUGUGGGACUCCUAUCUACAUGGCUCCAGAAGUUAUUAGUGCACAUGACUACAGCCAACAAUGUGAUGUUUGGAGCAUUGGUGUCAUUAUGUAUAUGCUGUUGUGUGGGGAACCACCUUUUCUUGCAAGCUCAGAAGAAAAACUUUUUGAAAUUAUAAAGAAAGGAGAGCUUCACUAUGAGCAUUCAAUCUGGAAAUCAGUCAGUGAGGCUGCCAAACAUGUAUUGCAGCUGCUUUUGAAAGUAGAUCCUGCCCACCGAAUCACUGCUAAUGAACUCCUUGAUAACCAGUGGAUAACAGGUGAAACAGACAUCCAGAGACCUUGUAAUGUUCUUGAACUGAUGAAGAAGUGGAAUAGCAGCAGCAAAGCUGAGACUGGAGUACCAAACUUGAUUGUAGAUGACCUGAAUGGUGCAUCAGGCAGUGCUCAACAGGAAGAAAACCAUGAAGGCCAAGAGAGUCCAGUUAGUAGCAAUGGCAACUCAGAGGCUGCAGCCGAAACAGAGACGGAGAGUGGGAGCAGCAAACCCUCAACACCCACAAAACAAGUUAACAAGAAAAAAAAUAACACCAAUGCUUUACCAAAUGGGACUCUUAAGAAGAAAAGUUCAUCUCUCAAGUCAUGUUCUAGUUCACAGAUUAGUGGAAUUGGGUCAGUGUCUCCAGUGGCAAAUUCAAAACGGAGCCAGGAUUGUCAAGAGAAGAAAAUGGAAGUAGAAAAACCUUCUGUUUCUGUGAGUCAAGGAUCGCUGAACAAAUCUGCACAAAAACAAGCUACAAAUAGUAGCCUACUCAAAACCAAAAAGAAAACCUAGGAAAGAUUCAUCUGCUCCAAAUGCAGUUCUUAUAAAGCAUCUAUUGCUAGUGCCAAAAUGUGGCAACUGCAUCAAAAGGACCAGCGUGUCUUGCACUCUUAGCUCCAUCUCAGAUGCCUCCUUUCCAGAGUGUGGGGACCCUUAUCUGUUGUUCUGAAACCCAUGACUGUCAAAAGAAUAGUGCUGAUAAAUGUUCUAAUGCAGUGUGUGAAUUCCUAACCUGUAUGAAGACAUCCAUUAAGUAUUGCUUUCUGAGCACAGAACUGACUAAAAUAUAUAUUUUAUAAAAUUUUACUGUAAAGUAGCAGGCAUCAUUCAUGUGUAUAACUCACUUUGAGUCCACUUUCUGUGUUUUACCUAAGAUGGUUAAAUAUUGCCACAAAGAUUUGUGAAGGGGGGAAAAAUAAGAAGCCAAAAUAUAUAAUGGCUGUGGGUUAUUUUUCUAACUCUGUGCAUUUUGCACUUGUGAGAAUUUGGUAGGAUCUUGCUUUUAAACUUGCUGUAGGCUUUAUAACUCAUGUACCAAGGUCAAUGAAACUUGUUCUAGAAAUGUUUAUGGCACUGUAGAUUUUUAGAGAGCUUAUUUUAAACAUUUGAAGUAGUAUGAACAUUUAUAAGGUGUUCUUCUUGCUGCUAAAUUUUUUUGUAUAUUGAUUUAAAUAAAGAUAAC
This is a messenger RNA of Sphaerodactylus townsendi, 2867 nucleotides long. RefSeq names its product serine/threonine kinase 33 (gene STK33). Gene Ontology annotation, cellular component: nucleus; cytoplasm. NCBI's taxonomy places the organism in Eukaryota, Metazoa, Chordata, Lepidosauria, Squamata, Sphaerodactylidae. The record is from RefSeq and is a predicted model, not a curated record. Bases 533 to 2197 code for a protein of 554 amino acids. The transcript has 17 exons. Gene Ontology annotation, biological process: mitotic DNA damage checkpoint signaling; protein phosphorylation. Gene Ontology annotation, molecular function: ATP binding; protein serine/threonine kinase activity.